AUGCCCAACCGCCAGUUCGACCCCAACUUCACUCCCUACGUGGUCAACGCUAUGGGUCCCAAGACCCCCGAGCGGGCUCGUGUCAUCCUGGGCUCGCUCAUCAGACAUAUCCAUGAUUUUGCGCGCGAGGUCGAGCUCACCUCUGCCGAGUGGAUGAUGGGUGUCGAGUUCAUCAACUCCAUCGGCGCGAUCAGCACGCCCAUCCGCAACGAGGGACACCGUAUCUGUGACGUGAUUGGUUUAGAGUCGCUGGUCGACGAAAUCGCCAACAAAAUUGUCACCGAAGACGGCGUCUCCCCCACCUCAAACGUCAUCCUCGGCCCCUUCUGGUCCCCCAACGCCCCCUUCCGCGCCCUCGGCGACAGCAUCAUCCAAGACGAGAACCCCCACGGCCGCGUAACCUACAUGCACGGCGUCCUGCGCGACAUGGAGACCGGCGCGCCCAUCGAAGGCGCCGUCCUCGACAUCUGGCAAGCCUCCGCCAACGGCCAAUACGACUUCCAGGACCCGACCCAGACGGAGAACAACCUGCGGGGCAAGUUCCGCUCCAACGCCCAGGGCGAGUUCGACUGGUACUGCUACCACCCGACGCCGUACUCGCUGCCGACGGACGGUCCCGCCGGUGUGCUUCUGAACCUCAUGGAUCGCUCGCCGUUCCGUCCUGCCCAUAUCCACCUCAUGAUCACCCACCCCGACUACGCGACCGUUAUCAACCAGAUCUAUCCCUCCGAUGAUCCCCACCUGGCCAUCGAUUCCGUCUUCGCUGUCAAGGACGACCUCGUCGUUGACUUCAAGCCCAAGUCGGGAGAUCCCAAGGCGUCGCUCGACCUCGAGUAUAACGUUAACAUGGCGCUGAAGAAGCACCACCCGAACCCGAAUGCGGCGCCGCCGGCGUCGUCGUUUGAGCGCUUUAAUAAGGCCGAGAAGGAGAAGCAGGCUCGUUCGCAGCUGUGA
Molecule: messenger RNA, 954 nt
Organism: Aspergillus campestris IBT 28561
Lineage: Eukaryota; Fungi; Ascomycota; Eurotiomycetes; Eurotiales; Aspergillaceae
Product: putative catechol dioxygenase
Exons: 2
Coding region: 1-954 (317 amino acids)
Biological process (GO): catechol-containing compound metabolic process
Molecular function (GO): catechol 1,2-dioxygenase activity; ferric iron binding
Source: RefSeq, a predicted model, not a curated record